This is a messenger RNA of Gymnogyps californianus (California condor), 2283 nucleotides long. It is a transcript of the gene CLCN4, whose product is annotated as chloride voltage-gated channel 4. The transcript has 11 exons. Gene Ontology annotation, cellular component: Golgi apparatus; synaptic vesicle; early endosome. Gene Ontology annotation, molecular function: voltage-gated chloride channel activity. The coding region runs from base 1 to 2283 and encodes 760 amino acids. Lineage: Eukaryota; Metazoa; Chordata; Aves; Accipitriformes; Cathartidae. Gene Ontology annotation, biological process: transmembrane transport; chloride transport. The record is from RefSeq and is a predicted model, not a curated record.
AUGGUCAAUGCAGGAGACAUGAAUGGUUCUGGCAACCUGAUGGAUUUUCUGGAUGAGCCUUUCCCCGACGUUGGAACUUAUGAAGAUUUCCACACCAUCGACUGGCUGCGGGAGAAAUCACGUGACACUGACCGCCAUAGAAAGAUUACAAGCAAGAGUAAGGAAUCCAUAUGGGAGUUCAUCAAGAGUUUGCUGGAUGCCUGGUCAGGAUGGGUUGUAAUGCUUCUCAUAGGACUACUGGCAGGCACGUUAGCUGGAGUGAUAGAUUUAGCUGUGGAUUGGAUGACAGACCUGAAAGAGGGUGUCUGCCUGUCUGCCUUCUGGUACAGUCACGAGCAGUGCUGCUGGACGUCUAAUGAGACUACAUUCGAUGACAGGGACAAAUGUCCCCAGUGGCAGAAAUGGUCUGAACUUCUUGUAAGCCAGACUGAGGGUGCAAGUGCUUACAUUCUAAACUAUUUUCUAUACAUUAUGUGGGCUCUGUGUUUUGCUUUCCUGGCAGUCUCCCUGGUCAGAGUGUUUGCUCCCUAUGCCUGUGGCUCUGGAAUCCCAGAGAUAAAAACCAUCUUGAGUGGGUUCAUUAUUAGGGGCUACCUGGGAAAGUGGACACUUUUAAUCAAAACAGUCACCUUGGUUCUGGUGGUAUCUUCAGGCCUCAGCCUUGGGAAAGAGGGGCCCUUAGUCCACGUGGCCUGUUGCUGUGGAAACUUCUUCAGCAGCCUUUUCUCAAAGUACAGCAAGAAUGAAGGAAAGAGAAGAGAGGUGCUUUCGGCUGCAGCCGCCGCAGGAGUUUCUGUUGCCUUUGGGGCUCCGAUUGGAGGCGUGCUUUUUAGUCUGGAAGAGGUCAGCUACUACUUUCCUCUGAAAACCCUCUGGAGGUCAUUUUUUGCUGCUCUCGUGGCUGCCUUCACACUGAGGUCCAUCAAUCCUUUUGGAAACAGCCGGCUGGUCCUGUUCUACGUGGAGUACCACACUCCCUGGUACAUGGCCGAGCUCUUCCCCUUCAUCCUGCUCGGCGUCUUCGGCGGCCUCUGGGGGACCCUCUUUAUCCGAUGCAACAUCGCCUGGUGCAGGAGGCGAAAAACCACCAGACUUGGGAAAUACCCAGUCCUGGAGGUCAUAGUGAUAACGGCUAUCACCGCCAUCAUCGCCUACCCCAACCCCUACACCCGGAGGAGCACCAGCGAGCUGAUCUCGGAGCUCUUCAACGACUGCGGUGCCCUGGAGUCCUCGCAGCUCUGCGACUAUAUCAAUGACCCAAACAUGACCCGGCCGGUGGAUGACAUUCCCGACAGACCUGCCGGCCCCGGAGUCUACACCGCCAUGUGGCAGCUCGCCUUGGCUUUGGUGUUUAAAAUUGUCAUCACGAUAUUCACUUUCGGCAUGAAGAUCCCUUCAGGCCUUUUCAUUCCCAGCAUGGCUGUUGGAGCCAUGGCUGGCAGGAUGGUUGGGAUUGGAGUAGAGCAGCUGGCGUAUCACCAUCAUGACUGGAUCAUCUUCAGGAACUGGUGCAGACCUGGGGCAGACUGCGUCACACCGGGACUUUAUGCCAUGGUGGGAGCGGCAGCUUGCUUGGGUGGUGUUACCCGAAUGACGGUCUCUCUGGUGGUGAUUAUGUUUGAGCUAACCGGAGGGCUGGAGUACAUCGUACCUCUUAUGGCUGCAGCUGUCACAAGCAAGUGGGUGGCAGAUGCCUUUGGGAAAGAAGGGAUCUAUGAAGCUCACAUUCAUCUGAACGGCUACCCAUUUCUGGAUGUGAAGGAUGAAUUCACCCACCGAACCCUGGCAACUGAUGUCAUGAGACCAAGGCGUGGUGAAGCUCCUCUCUCUGUUCUGACGCAGGACAGCAUGACGGUGGAGGAUGUCGAGACACUAAUCAAGGAGACUGACUACAAUGGCUUUCCAGUAGUGGUUUCGAAAGACUCGGAGAGACUUAUUGGAUUUGCACAGAGACGAGAGCUGAUUCUUGCAAUAAAGAAUGCAAGACAGCGUCAGGAUGGAGUGGUGAGCAACUCCAUCGUGUACUUCACCGAAGACCCCCCAGAACUGCCACCCAACAGUCCCCAUCCACUGAAGCUGCGGCGUAUUCUCAACCUGAGCCCUUUCACUGUCACUGACCACACGCCAAUGGAGACCGUGGUAGAUAUUUUCCGGAAACUUGGACUCCGACAGUGUCUUGUCACUCGCAGUGGGAGGCUGCUGGGUAUCAUUACUAAAAAGGAUGUAUUAAGACAUAUGGCUCAAAUGGCAAACCAGGACCCUGAAUCUAUCAUGUUUAACUAG